Molecule: messenger RNA, 1155 nt
Organism: Aureobasidium pullulans EXF-150
Lineage: Eukaryota; Fungi; Ascomycota; Dothideomycetes; Dothideales; Saccotheciaceae
Exons: 4
Coding region: 1-1155 (384 amino acids)
Biological process (GO): lipid metabolic process
Molecular function (GO): oxidoreductase activity, acting on paired donors, with oxidation of a pair of donors resulting in the reduction of molecular oxygen to two molecules of water
Source: RefSeq, a predicted model, not a curated record
AUGGGUGCCCAAGCAGCUUCCGACACCAAGGCCUCUAGCACGUCAAUUGACGCUCUGAGAGCCGCCAUCCCCAAGCACUGCUUCCACAAGUCGACGGCCACCUCCAUGAGCUACAUCGUGCGAGACAUCACCCUCGUUUCUGCCGUGUUCUACAUGGGAACCCAGAUCCAAUAUGUACCUUCGUUCCCUUUGAGAUGCGCCUUGUAUGCUUUCUACAGCGUGCUCCAAGGAUUCGUCUUUGUUGGUAUCUGGAUUUUGGCUCACGAGUGUGGCCACCAAGCCAUGUUCGACAAUGGCGCAGUCAACGACACUUUCGGCCUUAUUUUGCACAGCUUCUUGGGUGUUCCUUACUUCUCAUGGAAGUACAGCCAUGCCAGACAUCACAGAUACACCAACCACAUGGAGAAGGACACUGCAUUCGUUCCUGCUAAGAAGGACGACAACCAAAUCAUGACCAAGGUCCAGGAGAAGGUCAAGCAUAUCUUCCACAUGACUGAGGAUGCCCCUAUCGUUAGCUUGCUCUUCCUCAUUGGACACCAACUGAUCGGCUGGCAAGCAUACAUGCUCUUCUACGCAUCCUCCGGCUACAAGAGUCUGGCACUUUCCAAGGACCCUCGCACUACCUCUAACCUCAGCCACUACUCUCCCAUGUCUCCCAUCUACCUGCCGUCCCAGCGUUUGGCUAUCCUGGUCUCUGAUCUUGGUCUUCUCGCAGUCGGAUAUGGUCUCUACUACGCCACCCAGGUUAUGGGAUUGACCCAGGUUGCACUCCUUUACGGCCUUCCCUACCUCUGGGUUAACCACUGGCUCGUUGCCAUCACUUACCUUCACCACAACCACGGCGAUGCCGAGCACUUCGAGCAGGGCACUUGGACAUUCGAGAAGGGUGCCUUGGCCACUGUCGACAGAGACUUCGGUUUUGUUGGCCGUGAGCUGUUCCACGGUAUUAUUGAGUUCCACGUUGUCCACCAUCUUUUCCCUCGAAUUCCAUUCUACCACGCUGAGGAGGCUACUGGCGCCAUCCAGCCCAUGCUUGGCAAGAAGUACAUUCGCGACAACACUUCAUUCUUGAAGGCACUCUGGAAGAACUUCACCAGCCACCACUAUGUCGUUGAGCACGAGACCAAGCCCGGUACUCUUGUCUGGGCAAAAUAA